Messenger RNA from Linum tenue, 972 nucleotides. NCBI's taxonomy places the organism in Eukaryota, Viridiplantae, Streptophyta, Magnoliopsida, Malpighiales, Linaceae. The record is from the annotation of a GenBank genome assembly.
AUGGCUGCAGCCUCAUCAAAGCUCUUUCAGGCUUUGUUCCUCCUCGGCUUCUUCGCAGCCACAGCAAACGCCCAACUCAAAGUUGGCUACUACGCCAAGACUUGCCCAAAUGCUGAGGCAAUUGUGAAGAAGGUGAUGGAUCAGGUCAUGGAUGUGGCUCCUAGCCUCAGCGGCCCUUUGCUCAGGAUGCACUUCCAUGACUGCUUCGUUAGGGGUUGUGACGGUUCACUUUUAAUAAACUCCACAAAGAACAACACAGCUGAGAAGGACUCUCCCCCUAAUUUCACCCUAAGAGGGUAUGGAGUCAUCGACAGGGUUAAGGAAGCCCUCGAGAAGGAAUGCCCCGGAGUCGUUUCCUGCGCCGAUACCUUGGCCAUAGUAGCCAGAGACGUUACAGUUGCGACGAAAGGGAUGUACUGGGAAGUCGAGACCGGGCGAAGAGACGGGAGAGUGUCGAUCCUGACCGACGCCUUCACCCUGAUCCCGCCGUCGGCCAACAUCUCGACCUUGAUCUCCGGCUUCAAGGCUCGAGGGCUCUCCGUCAAGGACCUGGUGGUGCUACAAGGCAGCCACACCAUCGGAAUCUCCCACUGCUCCUCCUUCACCAACAGAAUCUACAACUUCACCGGGAAAGGCGACGUGGACCCGACGCUGGAUUCGGAGUACAUCCCAAAGCUCCGGAGCAAGUGCAGGUCGCCGGCCGACCAGACCACGGUGGUGGAAAUGGACCCGGGAAGUUUUAAGACUUUUGACGACGGGUAUUUCAAGCUCGUCGCUAAAAGGAGGGCUUUGUUCGAGUCCGACGCGGCCAUGCUGGAUAACGCUGAGACCAAGGCUUACGUGGAGAAGUCGGUGACCGCUGGAUCUACUUUCUUGAAGGACUUUGGGGAAUCGAUGGUCAAGAUGGGCAGGAUCGGUGUGCUGACUGGGCGUGCUGGAGAAAUCAGGAAAGUCUGUUACAAGAUUAACUAA